AUGGAGAACUCAACCCAAGUUAAGCUAUUUUAUCUCUUUGGCUUACAAGAGACAUUUAACAACAAAUCAGUAUAUUUUCUCUUGUCUCUUAUCACAUACCUUCUCAUCAUCACUGUGAAUCUGACUCUGAUCCUAACAAUCAUUCAGGUGAAAGGCCUCCAUGAGCCCAUGUAUAUCUUUCUGUGUAGUUUAUGUGUCAAUGGAUUGUAUGGAACUGCUGGUUUCUACCCCAAGAUCUUACUGGACCUUCAGUCAGAUGUUCAGGUGAUAUCUUAUGGUGACUGUUUGACUCAAGCCUAUGUAAUAUACACAUCUGUCAUGUGUGAAAUGUCUACUCUAACAGUGAUGUCUUACGACAGGUAUGUGGCAAUAUGCAGACCACUACUAUACCAUACCAUUGUGACAUAUUUAACUGUUAGAAAGUUACUCUUAUUUUCUUGGUGUUAUCCUUUAUUUAUGAUACUCAUAGCAGUUAGUUUAGCCAUCAGAAUUCCUUUGUGUGGAUCUCGUAUUGAUAAGAUCCUCUGUGACAUUCCGUCUAUACUGAAACAUGCAUGGCAAUUGAACUUGUCUCAGAGGCUGACCCAAGACGCCGCCGGCGGAGAAGAGUUAUUCGGAGUGGAUUUGUAA
This is a messenger RNA of Salvelinus fontinalis (brook trout), 630 nucleotides long. RefSeq names its product olfactory receptor 4N5-like. Gene Ontology annotation, molecular function: G protein-coupled receptor activity. The record is from RefSeq and is a predicted model, not a curated record. Gene Ontology annotation, cellular component: membrane. The transcript has 2 exons. Gene Ontology annotation, biological process: G protein-coupled receptor signaling pathway. Lineage: Eukaryota; Metazoa; Chordata; Actinopteri; Salmoniformes; Salmonidae. Bases 1 to 630 code for a protein of 209 amino acids.